Molecule: messenger RNA, 619 nt
Organism: Dendrobium catenatum
Lineage: Eukaryota; Viridiplantae; Streptophyta; Magnoliopsida; Asparagales; Orchidaceae
Product: calmodulin-like protein 11
Exons: 4
Coding region: 59-505 (148 amino acids)
Molecular function (GO): calcium ion binding; enzyme regulator activity
Source: RefSeq, a predicted model, not a curated record
CUUGCCUUCCUCUCUUGCCUCUAUUGACUCUCUUGAUUGAUUCAGAUUAUUUUUUGAAAUGGACCUCCUCACAAAAGAGCAGAUCGCCGAGUUCCAGGAAGCCUUCUGCUUCUUUGACAAGGAUGGAGAUGGCCGUAUCACCAUUGAUGAGCUCGCAAGCGUCAUCCGAUCAUUAGACCAAAAUCCUUCUAAAGAAGAGUUGCAGGACAUGAUCGAUGAAGUAGAUUUCAAUAGAAACGGCACAAUCGAAUUUGUGGAGUUCUUGAGCCUAAUGGCUCGGAAAAUGAAGGAAACUGACGCUGAAGAAGAGCUGAAGGAGGCCUUCAAGGUUUUCGACAAGGAUCAAAACGGCUAUAUUUCAGCCAGUGAGUUGAGAAAUGUGAUGAUAAAUCUUGGGGAGAAAUUGACUGAUGAUGAAGUGGAUCAGAUGAUCAGAGAAGCUGAUAUGGACGGUGAUGGGCAGGUCAACUAUGAGGAGUUCGUCCGAAUUCUGAUGGCCGUCUGAUCAUUUCCUCGAAUAGUGAUGGCCGUCUGAUCAUUUCCUCUCACAAGCUUUAAUUUGGUGUUUUUUUUAUUUUAGCAAUUAAGAAUUAGCAGAUAAAAAAUUAAUCUCACUGUG